AUGCUAAAAGCAUGCUGCAAAGACAAAUCUUUGCUUUCAGAUGUACUUGUAUCUUUUAAUACUCAUCCUUUCCUGUUUUCGGAGCUUAUUUUGCGUUUGCUUUACUUGCCAUCCCUUGACGACCAAUUCGUCUUCCACGUCAACCCUGACAAUGUCAUCAAUUCCUUAAUUCAAGUAACUUUGACAUUUCCAAAUUCAGAAAUUAACCGCCGUCAAACCGCCAUUGCUCGGUCGAUCUGUUUGACUUAUCUUUUUGAUUUAUUUGCUGUUCCUGAGAAUGCCGCUCGUUGUUUUGAGAGCGAACGAUUCAUGUCUUGCUUCUCUAUACUCAUGGAAGAGAGAAAUCUAUGUAAUGUCAUCUUGAAAUCGUUCGAGAGUGCAUUGACUGGCCUUAAGGUACUUCCUUUCCCUAUAGUUACCUCUAUUUCGUGUAUUUUGGUCAAAUGUUCAAUGAUAUCUGAUGAAUUUUAUAAAGAUUUAGGAGCAAGACUAUCAAAAGUUGUGGUUGGGUCAAUGCUCAUCAACCAGGGAAUAAGAGAUUCAAUUCCUGAGCUUAUGAGUCCUUUAAUUGAGAUGCUUGGCAAAAUCCCUGACCAAGACUCCCUCAAAAUCCUUUUAGACCUUCUUUUCUCAACAGCACAAUACUAUGAGAAGCUGAUUUAUGACAAUAGAAUGUUUAUUAAGAUAAUAAAUAUCAUAAAAUCUGUUGAAGGUGAAGAACCAAGCGAUCCAACCUUACUAAGGCUCUACAACAUCCUUAGUAACUCAUCAACAGUUGGUUUAGGCCAACCUUUCGUUAUAAAAGUUCCAUCUGCGAUUCCAUUGAUUCUUGCAGCAUCGUACAAGUCUAAAAACUACUCAGACAUACUUGAUUUCUUCACGCAAUUGUGCACUUACUCAUCAAACAACGCAAUUGCGAUGCAUUACGGAGAUAUGACUUCGAUUUUGUUGCAGCAACUGAAAGGAACGUUUUCCUACAACAAUUUCGUAUUCGACAAAGCGUAUGAUGAUGUUAAAUUGAUUACUGACCACUUCUUCCCUCUAAUUUCUGCAAUUCUCGAAUUAAAAAGUAGUUGUUCAGUAGAUCAGCACUUGUUCAACCUUUUCAUGCCAGAUGAGAACAAUAACUUCCCUCCCCUUUCGAUUCCUGUCCUUAAAAUGGUCAAUUCCGUCAUUACAGCCGUUGAAAGCCAACCGACCACUCAAAUCGAAGUCACUUCACCUGACCCCAUAAUUGAUAAUAUUAUAAUUCCACAUGAGAAAAUGAACCAGAAUUGGAUGAUCAGGAUGAAAGUGAAAAUUGACACGAAAGUCCAUUCAAAUUCGAACUUUGUUUUAUUUGAAUUCAAAGACAAAGCGAGUAUUCCGUGCAAACUGACCAUUUACACACUUGCAGACACAAUUGUUGCUAGAUUCAUCAAAUACAACAUCAGAUCAACAGCUACAAUCAUGAAGAAAAUACCAGACAAUCAAUGGGUGAAUAUCAGUUUGUUGAAUGUCAAAAUUCCAACAGGCCAACACAUCAUUUCUUUCUUGGAAAGAGAAUUCAAAGAAGAAACAGAGUAUAACAAAUUUGAGUUCACUACAUCUGUCAAAUUAUCAGUUGCAAAGACGGAAGAAGUGAAAAUUGACAAGAAUUACAUGUCACCUGUUGUUCUUGGCACAUUCCAUUUCAUUUCUGGUGACAUGCAAUCAGAUGAAAUGAAUCAGUUGAUUGACCAAAACAAUGAACAAAUUUCAAAGAAUCCUUUCAAUUUUGUGAAUUCAGAUAAUAUUUUACACCUCAGAAAAAUAGUCAAAACUCAUGAAUCAUUGAAUUGGACUUUGCCAAUUCAUGUUUGUUUAUCUGACUUCAUUCCUGUUUUUGAUAUUAUUAAGAAUGCUCCUUCUAAUUACGCGGAAUUAUUAAUUCCUAUUAUUUUAAGAGGAAGAAAUAUCAAUAUCUCUUCUACAAAGAGAAUAUUGAAUAUUAAUUCUAAUUGGGAUAUCGAGAAAACAAAUAAUUACCUCAAAAAUCUGACAGGAUUAGAUUUUGAUUAUUUGCCAAAAGAAAAUUGUUUGGUAAAUUCCAACAAAAGUGACAUUUCUGGAUUAGUUUUUACUAUUGCUAGAAACUUGAAUUCUUCGCAAUUAAAUCAUCAUUUGUUUAAUUCCAUUACGAGUAUUCUGGAAUCAAUAGAAAGUGAUGAUUACAGAAGAGAAAUUAUUGAAGAUGUAAUUUAUAAUUUGUUUAUUUGGGCGGAUUGUGAUGAUUUUUCCCAGAAAAAGAUUACUUUGUUUUAUGUAAACAAAAGCGAAGCAUUGGCAACACCGAAUUUGUUUAAUUUGUUCUUGCACAGAUCGUAUUUGUUGUUAUUCAAAUCAAAGAAAACUUUUAAUUCUUUGAUGACGAGUUUCAUCAAAAUUCUUGAAUUAAUUUCAAGAGUUUACAUGACAGAAAAUGUUUUGUCAGAUUUAAUCAAAAUCAUGGAAUCCCUAGAUGAUCCAAGUAAUUACAAAACAUACGGACAUCUAUUAGAAACAUUGAUAUACAAGGGAUAUAAAGUAAAUAUCGAAGAUGCAAUGAGAUUCCGAAAAUUGGCAGAAAAAUCUUCAUAUGAAGAUUUGAUUUGGUUGAUUGGAAUUUUACAAGUCGGAUGUCAGGAAUAUUCUAAGUUUAUUUUGUAUAAUUUAUUCACUGUUUAUCUCCAGAAAAACGAGCUAAACGAGCAGCCGUUGAACAACGACAUGUAUUGCAUUAAAAUGCUCUUCAAAGGUGAUCAUAACGCCGCAUUCGAAAAGUUUGGAAAUUUGAUUGUUUCUAUGGAAAAGUUUUGGUUCUUUUGGCCUUUGAUGAUCGGGUUUUGGUUUGAAGAAAAAAGUGACAUAAUUGUGAACUAUAUCGUUCCACCAUUAUUGAAUGCGAAACCCAUUGAUUUAUAUUUGAAGCAGAUAUGUAUUUUAUUUGAUAUUGUUGAAUCACAAAAUUUAUUUGAGAUUUCCAAGUUAAAGAGGAAAUUAUUUUUGAAAAUUUGCGAUGAACUCAAUGUUAUGAAGCAGGAAGAUAAAAAUGAUAUAGCGAAUGCUUUGAUUGUCGCUUUCAUUCAGGAGUUCUUGUUCGUUUUCACUGAAAAUUCUUAUAACAAAGAAUUUUUGAAUUAUCUAAAAAGUGACAACGGUUCUAUCGUCACUGGACAAGAAACAUUUGAUGAUUUAAUCAAAGAAAAGCUUCCUCCUAUCAAUGGCAGAGACUUCCAUUUCGAUGAAUUCAAAGAGAGAAUAAAUUCUGACUUCAGCAAGUUCUAUUAUAGAAAGAGAUGUAUAGAAGGUGACGAAGAAUUCUUUGACAUAACAAAGAAAGUGUCUGAAAUUGCAUGCCAAUACGCGAAUGGUCCUGAAUUUGUUAAUAAUGCUGUUAAAUAUGUACAGACAUUUACGGAAAAGAUUCCAGAACCAAGAACAACAAUUUUUGAUUUCAUGUUGUCUGCAAAUUAUUAUUAUGGAAAUUACAAAUCUGAUUUGAUUAAUUUAAGAGAUGAUAUUAUAUUUUUAUUAACUCUUCCUGCUAUUAUUGCUCCUGAUUCUCCUAAUUCAUGUUCUGUUUUGAUUAAUCAACAAGUUAAAUCUCUCAGAGACAAAUUCCAUUCUAGUUUGGUUUUCUCUGAAAACAGAUCAAUGAAUAUCACGAGAAGUAAGCAUAAUUUACCAUAUAUUUCCAAACUAAUACCUUUGAGUUUAGAUGCUGUUCAACCACAAGUUGUUCCACAGCUUUAUAAUUCUUUGUUUUCACAUGAAGAAAAACAAAUCACGAAGUUUUCUGAGAUAAAAGAACAGUUUAAAUGUCCUGCAACAGUUCUGGUGAUGAAGGAAAGGAUUCCUGUUCAGUUCGAAUUGUGGUAUUCCAAGUUAUUGCUAAGACAGGAACAGAAUAUUCCUUUAACAAUUGAUUUCGCGACUUUGAAAUUCGCUGUAGCAAAUAACAACCAAAUUAUUUUUUAUGCUUUUAAUUGUUCGUCACUUUUAAUUGAAUUUUCUCAAGAUGACUUUACAAAAACCGUUUCACAACUUGUCAGACUUUCUGUGCCAAUAUCAGAUAGAAAAGCGCAAAUUGAAAUACUCCAGAAUAAAUGGAGCGAAGGAUUAUUGUCGAAUUUCGAAUUAUUGUUGCACACAAAUAUAAUUUUUGGAAAAAGUUUUGAUGAUUUCAGGAAUUAUAUAGAAAUGCCUGCGAUUUUGAUUGAAAAUGAAUCAAUUAUGUUUGGAAAAUACCAGAAUGUACAAGUACCUGAUGAAACAAAGGUAAAUCUCAUUAAAAAUGUCCAAGAAUCGAAAGAAAUCAACAUUCCAGAAGAAAUUAAAAAACAAUAUUCGAAAACAAGAAGUGUUCAAGUCGAAUUUUACAUUUCUUCUGAUUUGUUCGCAAGAAAAUCCAAUGUAAUUGUUCCUAAAAUGAUCAAAACUCCUGUAAGCUUCACGUACAUGUAUAGAAUGUGGUUGGAAUUGCCUGGAAUGACAGAAAAAAUUUUGAAUUUUAUAAGUCAAAAAUUUGGUGUCACUUUUUCAAGUGAAGUGAAGAAAAUUCCAAAUUCACCACGUAUGGAAUCCAAGUUAAACAUUGAUGACAACAUUAGAUUCAGAAUGUUCUUGAGUUCCGAUGACAAAUUCAUUGCGAUUUCUCAAGAUUCUGCAUUUUUCAUUUUCUUUUUCGAACUGAAUAAUUUGAUUUUACUCAAAUGCUACACGAAUCCAGAUAUAGCUAAAAGCGCUGUGAUGUACAAUGACUCAAUUGCAACAGUCUGUACUCCACAAAACAAAAUUUUCACUCUCAGCCACAAAAUUUCAAAAAGUGAAGUAAUUGAAUUCCAGGUAACUCAUAUGAGCCAAAGCCACAAGAGAGUAGUAUUUGCUUGCAGUAAUGGAGCUGUUUAUAUCAGUAAUUCUUCGGAAUUUCCUUCUGUCAAGAAAUUAAUUUUUGUUUCUACAUCAGAAAUCACUCAUUUAGUGACAUCCGAUGAAUACGAUGUGUGUGUGAUUGCUGAGAUAUCAGGAAUCAUCAGUGUUGUCUGUUUAUCAGAUUCUUAUGUUUACGGAACAUAUAACACUGAAGGAAAAACAAUUAAUUCUAUUGUUGUCACUCCUUCUUCUGGUUUUGUUGUUGUUUCUUUGCACCAGGAGUUCGUUGUUUUGUCUCUUUGUCUGACUUUCCUCAGUUCUGCAACUUACAAAGGACAUGUUUCGCAGAUGGUCGCUGUCAGGACAUGUCAUGGAGCUGAUUACGUAUAUUUCUCUGAUAAUAGAUUUGUUUACGUUUUCGAAGCAAUGUUUCCUGCAAAUAUUGUCUCUGUUUACGAGGCAAGAAAGAGAAUUAUGGGAAUUGCUUACUGCAAAUCUAUGGCUUCAAUUGUUUGUGCAUCACUGGACAACAAAUUGGUGACAAUCCCUGUUUCAAUAGGAAGAUAA
Trichomonas vaginalis G3 is the source of this 5439-nucleotide messenger RNA. Its product is annotated as aggrephagy protein. Gene Ontology annotation, molecular function: protein binding. The coding region runs from base 1 to 5439 and encodes 1812 amino acids. The record is from RefSeq and is a predicted model, not a curated record. The transcript has a single exon. Lineage: Eukaryota; Parabasalia; Trichomonadida; Trichomonadidae.